Messenger RNA from Tetrapisispora phaffii CBS 4417, 1008 nucleotides. RefSeq names its product tRNA (guanine(9)-N(1))-methyltransferase (gene TRM10). Gene Ontology annotation, molecular function: tRNA binding. The transcript has a single exon. NCBI's taxonomy places the organism in Eukaryota, Fungi, Ascomycota, Saccharomycetes, Saccharomycetales, Saccharomycetaceae. Bases 1 to 1008 code for a protein of 335 amino acids. Gene Ontology annotation, cellular component: nucleus. The record is from RefSeq and is a predicted model, not a curated record. Gene Ontology annotation, biological process: tRNA N1-guanine methylation.
AUGAUGAGUGAAGAAAAUAAGGAGAUUGGAAAGUUUGAAAUUAGCUGUACUGUCGAUGACAAUGGCAGAGAAAUCAUUAGAAUGAAAUUGCCUCCUGUUCCUGAAGGCAUGUCAAAAAGACAAUGGAAAAAGCAAUGCAAGAGGGUGAGACAUGAAGAAACUAAAGAUGAGUAUAAUAAGACAAAAAGAGAGAAGAAAAAGAAGGCUCGUCUGAACAAGAGACUAAAAAUCCAGGCAAUUGUUGACAGAGGAGAAGAGAUUCCGAAAGAGUUGAAAAGACCUAAAAAGGUUAAUGAUAAUCAAAAGGAUUCUGGUAUUGAAAUCAUCAUGGAUUGUGCCUUCGACGAUCUGAUGCAUGAGAAAGAAAUCGCAUCCAUGACAAAUCAAAUAACUCGUGCAUUCUCUAGCAAUAGACGAGAAAAUCAUUUUGCUAAAGUUACAAUCACAUCAUUCAACAAACGUUUAAAGAAAAGAUUCGAUACAAAAUUAACUAAUUUUAGAUACCAAGAUUGGAGAAAUUUUGAAUUUGUAGAAGAUGAAGAUUGUAUCACAGGACCUGGAGUGGAUAAAAGCAAGUUAAUCUAUUUGACCGCUGACACUGAUGAAAAAUUGGAGACUCUAGAACCAGGAAUGAAAUAUAUUGUCGGUGGUAUUGUUGAUAAGAAUAGACAUAAGUGUUUAUGUUUAAAUAAAGCAAAAGAGUUGGGAAUUCAAACAAGAAGGUUACCAAUUGAUGAUUUUAUAAGAAUUUCUGGAAGACAAGUAUUAACCACAACGCAUGUGAUACAAAUCAUGUUGAAAUACUUCGAUGACAAAAAUUGGAAAGAAGCUUUCCAAAGUACUUUACCAGAGAGGAAAUUACAAUAUGGUAUCGAUGGCGAAGACGAUCAAACAGAUGACGUCGUGGAUAAGGCUGCAGAUGACAUUGCAGAUGAAUCUAAUACUGAAGAUAAUGAAUCUGAGCAUUUUGAUGAUGCAUUAGAAGACAACAGUAGACUGGAAUUAUAA